AUGUCAUUAGAAAUAUACAAUAACAACACUCAUAACUUCAAUAAUAUAAUAAAUGAGUUAAAAAAAUAUAAUGAAAUCGAGAUAAAUGAAAAGACCAAUCUAUUCACCCAGAUUCACGAACUACAGUCAAAGAUAAAGUUCUAUGAAAACAAUAUAAACAAUCACUACCAUAUUAUAAGCAGUCCUACCAAAGAAAAGGAGACUGCUGUUGAGCAAGAAACUCACACUACAGAUAAUGAAAUCAUCGAUAGAUUAAUAAAGGAUAAAGAAAACUAUAAGAAAAAGUAUAACGAGUUGAAAUUGGAUAAUUUUAACAAGAUAACCGAGAUUAAAAACCUAAGAAUCAGACUAAAUAAUGAUAGCGAGAAUGAUAAGACUAAUAGUGACCACAACAAUAAUAUAAGCGACAUUAACAAUAAGUUGAAAAUGAAAUUACGAGACUCGAUACUCAAUUUAAACAAGUUGACAAUGGAAAAUGAAAUUCUAAGAAAGAAAAUAUUCAACUACAACCAAAUCAAUAAUAAACACGAUUUGAAUUUUUUUAACAUAAAUGAUUUUAAUAAAAACGAAAGCAAAUUUCCAUAUAACCAGACCUUUAAACCGCUAAACGAGUUGAAUGACGAGCUAUCUGAUAAGGAAAAUGCAAAUGCAAAUGCAAAUGGAGCUCAGAAAGAUCUCAAUAAAGAACUAGAUAAAGAAAUCAAAGAUGAAAUGAUCAAAAAACCCUUGCCUAGAAAAAAAUCAAUUUUGAAGAAAAACAAUUUGAACUUUGUGCAAAUUCAAAUCAUUGGAAAGCUGAACAUGUUGAAGCCAUGCUAUUUCAAGAUUCCAGCAAAAGAAAUGGACAAAAACACCAACAACAUCAAGCUAUUGAGAAAGAUCUUUAUCAAAUACUCAAGCAAAAUAAAUAACAAUGUGAAUAGCUUGAUCUUCAAGAACUACAAGGGGAAGACCAUUGAUCUAGAAAGGGGAUACGAUUUCCAGCAUGGCGAGAUUCUCUAUGCCUAUUACAAGUGA
Ascoidea rubescens DSM 1968 is the source of this 1017-nucleotide messenger RNA. RefSeq lists its product as uncharacterized. The record is from RefSeq and is a predicted model, not a curated record. Lineage: Eukaryota; Fungi; Ascomycota; Saccharomycetes; Ascoideales; Ascoideaceae. The transcript has a single exon. Bases 1 to 1017 code for a protein of 338 amino acids.